UCUCAAGAGGAAUAGGAAUUUAGAUAAUGUAUAAAUUACCUGGAUGAAACUUUGUCAGGUAUGGGUGGGGUUUAGAGUGGAUAAUGAUUUAUCAGAUUGCAGUCCAUGGGCUACAGGGAAAUUAGAUUUAUCAGAAACUCUUGAAAAUGGCCGGACAGACAUGGUCUCACAGACUUUCUAAAAAAAAAAAAAAAUCGCUACCUGCCACAAAACCGUUAAUUUUCGGGAUUUUUAAAAUAAUUAUAUGCAUUCUACAUUCUAAAUUUCAUUAUAAGCAUGCUACAUUCUAACUUUCGUGUCAGUCUAUGGACAGUGCAUUUUUAAAAAAUGUUUCACAAAAUAUUUCGCAACAUCAAAGUUAUACAAUUAGCUUUUUAAUGUAAAUCAUUAUUCAGGUUCACGUGGAAAGACAAUGACUAAAAUUAACGGAAAUAUAAAGGAAUGGGAGAGGGGGGGGGGGGCUUCUGAUGAUGAGUUACGAAAUAACAGUUUACAUAAUGGUUACACAAUUGUAAAGCUGUUUCAUAACAGUUCGACAUUGACCUCUGAUCUUUCUCCCGCUUCAUUGCAAUCCAUUUAAAAAACUUAAUCACACUCAACACCUACUGCAAUCCAUUUAAAACAUUGUUGACAUUCAAUAAGUCCAGUUGAAUAAUUAGACAUGUAUCACCUCCCAUCCGUGCUCUGAUGUAGCAAUACUCGUGUGCAUUUAAAGUGGAUCGCUACAUCAAAGACUCGUUAUCAAAGCAUCUCAUAGAGCAUGAUUUCACCAUCAAAAGCGCUUUACAAGGUCUGGAUUAUUUUAUAAAUAUGACUUUUUGUGGGGGGUUUCUGAAUAGUCUUUCAUUUGUAAAUAAGAGAUUUCAAAAUCCAAACUUCACUUUGAUUUGAUGCAUGAUUUAAUUCAUCUAAUUAAACGCGCCAAGAAGAUUCAUAUACAUAUUCUAAAAAUUUUAAUGAAAAUAUCUAAUAGUAUGAAAAUUAUAACCGUUAUUUGUUAAUGUCUUAUAAAUUUAGGGCUAUAUAGGGUUCUUGAACUUGUGCCUUAUCCUUCAAACUUACACCAGAGUUCGUUUGCUUACAAACCAAACUCUUCCACUUAGGCAUUAUGGGAUAGCGAUUUCGUAGGCCGCGUAUACUGUGUGACGUCACUGUAGAAUGACGAAAAACAUAACGUCAAACGUAAACAACUUUCAAAACAAGAACGUAAACAUCAAGUUCAUUACUUUACACAAUAAUUUGAACAGAGUCUCCCUACUUUUUAAUGAUCUUUUGAUCAUUUUAUGUUUAAAAUAAAAUCCAUACUUUUAUAUUAAUGCUCUUAAUGUCAAUAUCUUCAAACUUUUAACUACGACCUACUUCUUUAGUGUUAUUUGCCUGCGUGAUAAUCGCGGAUUCACAAUAUACAAACCUGUAUAUUGUACUGCGUCACAUAGGAAAGGUCUAUUCGUAGGUGACGUAAUGAGGCCUCGACGGGGAGUUUGCCUUAUCCUUUUAAAGUUCUGUCAAUAAAACAUUCAAUUCACUCCUUUAAUGGUGAAAUCGUACUCCAUGAAAUGCUUUAACGAGCCAUGAAAUCGUUCUUCACGAGAUGCUUUAACGAGCAAUGAAAUCGAUGUAUCGGUCCUCCUUAAAUUUAAUUGAAAUAUCACAUUUUAAAAAUCACUACAUACACACCUUCAUUUAAUAAUACUUGUCAUUAUAUGAUCGAAUAAUUUGGAGUUGUUUGAUUGGCUGAAAUCCAACAAACCAGAAAAACAGAACGUUAAUAUGAUAGACAUAUAUAAAUGUUAUAUAUUCACUUGCCCGUGCCUUCGAGGUGAAUGUAACAUUCUUUAUUUGUUCAUGUAUAAGUUAACAUGAUAUAUUUUGUAUAUGGGAGAGGUUUUUUUAAGUUGCCAGAACUUGUAACCAAUCCUUUUGUAUAUUUAUACAAUAAAAUAUAUUCAAAUCAAAUCAAUGUAACAUUUGGGCCUAUUUCGAUUGGCAAACCUGAUUUAAAUUUGGUUAACUCGAGAAUGAAUUGAAGGUAUCGAGUAAACCUAAAGUGUCCCAAAUAUAACCUAUUUAUAACCUUACCCGAUCAUACCUGGGUCAAACCCACAUGUAAUCGAGUAGUUUAUGUCAGUAAUAGCUGUAAAUAGUGUGGGCGUGUCUUAUUUUUAUGGUGCAUUAUUGAGAAACAGGCUUUAAAGGAAUAGCUGAAAAAUUAUUUCGAAUUUGCCUACCUUUUAAGGACGUACUCUACAUCAUCAUAAUGACUGACUUCCUUUAAAACAUGGAACUUUAAAUAUCAGCAAUGUUUAUCUACCCAUUUCAAAUAGUAUUGCCUAGGUGAGUGAUAGUGGGUCAGUACGUCGACUGGCGAACUGUAGGUUGCGGGUUCGAGUUCAGCAGGGUUUUUACAUUUUAUUUUUUUUUUUUUAGAUCGUAUUCUUCUAAAACUGCAUUUUUUUAACUAAAUAAAGUAAAUUUGAAAGUUUUCAAUUUCAGAUAUCCUCCACUUUUCAUUCAUGUCAAAUGUCUCUGGUGUAUCGUACAUUUUUAACAUAAGAAAAAUUUCCUAUGCCCGGUGCCGUCUUUCUUGUUUGCAUGUGGGUUGGUCAAAAUUUCUAUUGCAAAUUCGUUUGCGCAUGUGCAUGACGUUUAUUUGAUUGAAACUGGGUUAUCUAGGGGUUCUCAAUCAAAGUAAGCAUUGAUUUCUCCAACAAUUGGCCAAAAACAUUGGAAAUUUAAAAUUUGAUACGAUUGGUUAUUAGUUUUUAGUCGUCCAAUGAAAACUCAUAUCUCUAUCACUUUCAACUAGGUCUUGAAAUCAGAACAUCGACAUAUGUGAUGAAACAUACACACUCGAUGUUGUUGUUUUUCCCCAGGUCCACGUGUUUGUUAUUUGACACGUGGGUAUACCACGUGAAGAAUUCUUACCAUCAUUACCCAUCCGUGGAUCUUUUCCCCUUAGGGUCAAAUUAUUAAUAUUUGUCACUUUGUGUUCCCUCCAAACAUGACCUUGACCUCAAAGAUUGAUCUUUUUAUAAUAUUAUUCAAAUUAUGGUUUGAAAUAAGUAUCAUUAUGUGAUUCUAAAAUGUUUAUAUACUUAAGCCUGUCUUUCUAUUUCACAGUGAAAAAAAAUGAAGUGUUUCUUGGGAUUCAACAAGCUUGAUCUCCGCAUCAACACUCCUGACGAUGAAUGGGUGUUUAAGGAAGAACCACACUCCUCCCGACGGCAGGAAAUUUUACGGAAGUAUCCAGAAAUCAAGAAAUUAAUGGGAUACGAUCCAACAAUAGCGUACAUCGUAACUGUGGAGGUACUGAUUCAGGUCUUCAUGUGCUGGCUGUUACAGGACGCUAACUGGUCUACAAUACUUAUUCUAGCGUACUGUUUUGGAGGUGUCUUGAAUCAUUCACUAGGAAGUGCUAUACAUGAAAUUGGCCAUAACCUGGCUUUCGGACAUAGUCGACCUUUUGCCAACAGACUACUCAGUAUAUGGUGUAAUUUGCCCAUUGUAGCCCCGAUGGCCAUUAGCUAUAAGAAGUACCAUGCGGAUCACCAUCGCUAUUUGGGUGAAGAAAACCAGGAUGUUGAUAUUCCUACGCGACUUGAAAGUUUUUUAUUUCGCCACCCAAUCACUAAAAUGAUAUGGCUCGCCACUCAUCCACUUAUCCAUGCAAUUCGUCCCUUCUACAAGAGUCCUAAACCUCUGACCGGAUGGGAGAUCAUUAACACCAUUUGUCAAAUGGCAUUCAAUGGACUUAUUCUCUAUUUAUUCGGCAUCAAGUCUUUGACCUACUUGUUGUCAGGGACUUUAAUGGCGCUUGGGUUCCAUCCUCUGGCAGGGCAUUUUAUUUCCGAACAUUAUCUGUUCCACGGAAAACAAGCAACCACCUCGUACUAUGGUCCGCUUAAUUUCAUUCUCUUUAAUGUCGGUUAUCAUAUUGAACACCACGACUUCCCGUACAUCCCAUACAACCGUCUUCCGGAAGUGAGGAAAAUCGCGGCAGAAUAUUAUGACCACCCUUACCAUACUUCUUGGGUGAAGGUAUUGUGGGACUUUGUGUUUGACCGCGAAAUGGGACCCCACGCCAGGGGGGUCGGCUACAGGAAGGAAGAUAUCAAAGCAGACUAAAGGCAUUAUAUAGUAGAUAAAAGAUAGACGAAUGGCGUUAUUAUUUAUAGUUUUUGAAGAAGGAGUGAUCGUUAUGUACAUCUUUUUAUUUCCAUAUUUGUGUGUUAUUUGACUGUACAGUGUGCAUCGGUUCAUUUUGUGUUGUCAUUCUGUUUGUACUAUUAUCCCUCCCUUAUGGUCGUUCAGAACAUUUUAAAUGUUUACCAAUGUCACAGGUGCUUGUGGACAGGACUUCCGGUACCCCCUUCUAAAUUUGAAUGUUCAAUUUCUUGAGUAUUUCGGGUGUAUCUUUGAAUACUAUGUAACUUCAGAAUGUAUUUAUUUCAAAUAUUUCAUAAAAACAGCUUUUAAAAAUGUUUUAUCACCGACCAUGACAGAUGAGCAUGCUUGUUCCUUGCACACGUGAGCAAUGUAUGAAUGUGAUUGCACACCUUGAUAAGGAAAUGUUAUAAUCACUGAAAUUGAUAUGUCUAUAAUGCAGAUUUGUGGUUUUUCAAAUACUCAACACGAACUGUG
Ostrea edulis (European flat oyster) is the source of this 4641-nucleotide messenger RNA. Its product is annotated as sphingolipid delta(4)-desaturase DES1-like. Gene Ontology annotation, molecular function: sphingolipid delta-4 desaturase activity. Gene Ontology annotation, biological process: ceramide biosynthetic process. The transcript has a single exon. Lineage: Eukaryota; Metazoa; Mollusca; Bivalvia; Ostreida; Ostreidae. The record is from RefSeq and is a predicted model, not a curated record. Gene Ontology annotation, cellular component: membrane. Bases 3130 to 4125 code for a protein of 331 amino acids.